UUGUGAACAGUGCGCGGGACUAUCAGACGUCGGAACUCUAAGCGGUAAAAUGUUCGCGUCGAGCGUGGCGGGAAAUCGCAUGUGAACAAGAAAACAAUCGCGUCUCGCUGCAGCCACAUAAAACAAGCGCACCGCGUGCUUUGCGUGAUCGAGACAUUUUGCACGAAUAUAUCGGUGAUUCGUAGCGGGAAACGUGCUUUGAAGUUGCCAAACUCGAAACGCCGGAAAACUUUAGCGACAAUUCGCAUAUUUCGCGCUUAGAAAACCCAACCGAUUGCUGCCAAAAAAAAAAACACAUAUCAAUACCACCUCAAAAGCAAAUCGCAUUUAUUACACCAUAAGCAAUUUUUCGCCACUCACAGUUGCUGAGUUUGGCGCUUCAAGCAAACCAAAAAAUAAAUAAAAAAUAUUAGAAAAGAGUGAGCGGCGUAUUUUCCUCAAUUUUUUUGUGCCAGAUAAUCGCAAUACACUCCAUCAUAUUCACUGAGUGUGCGCGCGGGGUUGGGUUGAUAGAUGGGCUCAAUGUGUUGAAAUUAAAUGUCACUCAUACGCCACGGGCGCCGGCUGCUGCGCUGUUAUGUAUGAAAGCACCCCCCGCCCCCCCACUACAGUGUGUGUUUGUGUGUGUGUAAGUGUGUUUGCACGUCAGAAAGGAUUUUGUGCUGUGAUACCUUGAGUGGAGCAAAAAGUGAAAUAGUAAAUGCAACAGCAAACACAACAACAACCAACAGCAGAAGUUGUCGAAACGACAAAAUAGAAAAGUGCGAUGCCACACAAAAGCGGCAGUGAAAGGAAGCGCAAAAAAAUAAAAUCAAAAUAAACAACCGUACGGCACACGUGUGCCUGUUCGUUCGUUCGUUCGUUCGUUCACGCUAGUGCGGAUUGGCGUAUGUGUUAGUGUGCGCGUUAGUGUUUUCGCGUGUUCGUGUGCGCUUUUGCGUUUGCGGUGAAUUCGCGUCGUCGGUGCAAUCGCGUGCUUGAAAUCGCACAAUUCGAUAUUUCCGCUUGCUUCUCAACGGAGAAAGCUGUGAGUUUAGCAAAGAAGUAAUAGCCAUAAAGGAUAACACUUGGUAGUGGUCCUUUAUUCCCACAGACAGGCGAUUGUGUUUCUCCACGCCAUUUCGGUAAUCGAAACUCGCCCCCGUAAAGACGUAAAUAGUGUGCGCCUAGUGUAUACGGGUGUAUGUAUGCAAGUGGACUAACUAAAUCGAGCGUAAGUCAAACAAAUUGUUGGUAUUAUUAUAAUUAGAGCUGAUUAAGAUCCUGGACGAGAGGAUAAGCGGUCGUGAUUUCGCUGUGUGACGGAAGUGUUGAAAAGAAAACGCGAAAACAAAUAACCGAUUGCGUAUCUGAAACUCAUUUUGACAGCAGGCAAGCAUAAGUGCGCAACAAGCGGCGGGGAGAGUAGAUGUUUAUCGACAAUUUUAAGCGGUGGCCGGAAGGGUGAUUACACAACUCAUUAAAUUCGUUUCGGCUGUGAAUUGUUUGCACUCGCCACCUGUCGUUGUUGGUUCGCUGCUACUAUCUGUCGUGCAGAGGUGGUGGAGUGGUGUAAAUACCGUCGACGCGUUAAAGGCUCGCAUCGUGUUGACUGUGGUGAAAUAAUUAAUUAAUGAGUGAGUGGACAUGCUUAAUGUGAGCAACGGGUGUUGGAAGUGCCUUUAAAGAGGUAGACAAAUUCGCCGGCAGCUAGCGAAUGUUUUUUGCCUGAGCCACGCAUUAAUAAUAGCUCCGCCACGUGGCAAGCGACACCACAGAGACGGAGACGGAGAAGAGCGCAGGGAAAAGUGGACGAGAAUAUGGCAACGGCUGUGGUCAGUUGGAGCAAAUGUGGAAUGACAGAGAUAUAAAUCAAAUUUAGUCAUUUCCAGUUGCCGCGCAGUAAACGUAUUUAAAUCAGAGAGGGCAGUUAAGGACACACCAGUGGCACGGUAGUUACACAUACCGCAGCAUUAAGCAGCAGACUAACACCAGCAUUGGCAGCAUGUCCAGCCAUUCGGGCACAAUUGGCCGCAAGCGCGGGGGCAGUGCCAGCGAGUACUACUUCGGCGGCGGCGGCGGCGACCAGAUGCGACGUCAGCGCUCGGCCGAAUGGCACAGCCACCAUGGCUACAGCAGUAGCGAGGAUGAGUACCAGAACACCGUUCAGUCGUCGGCCUUCGAUACGCAGCUUUUGGCACAGCUGUUGUUGCAGAGUCAGCAAUUGGCAAACUUAGACCGCUAUGGCUCGGAUUGUGAAAACCCAGCUGUUCCUACAUCUCUGCUUAAUGAGUAUCCGAGCGCAUUGCGAGACCACAGCUCCACUUCAGCAUUCCACCUGCAAAUGCAACAGCAAAACACCGGGCUCUGCUCGCCCAUAAAACAACAGACUGUUCUCGCUGCCACAACGGCGGCGGCACAAAUCACUGCCACCAAUAAGUAUCAGACGAAUCAGCCGUCUCCGAACGCGGCACUCCUGCCAAACUGCACCAAUACGACGCGCAGCACAAAUCCCUUUCUCAACGCAAAAUAUGAUUCCCAGUCCAACUCAGACUCGAUGAGCGACCGACUGUCGUACUCCGGUAGCGCAGCAAUGUUGGAUCGUUUACAAGUGGUUGUGGAAGGCGCAGCAGCUCUUACCGCCAGCAGCAGUGGCGCUGGUGGUCUAAGUGCACUGAAUUCCUCCUUUUUAUUGCCCACCAACUCGACCGCUAGCAGCCUCAAUCCGAGCGCCCGCGACAGCAUAAGUGGCGCCGCGGCGCGCACUCCACGCACGAAAAGCGGACGUUCGGCGAAUCGCGGGAACAGUAGAGGUAGCGGCGCCACUGGCGGAAUGACCUCCUCAAGUAGCGGUGCCUCUUCGAACAGCAACGCCACCUCCUCGGCAGCGGCGGCUGGUGCUGUGGCAGCAGCCAUUGCCAGUCGUAGUGAGCGGGAAAAGCUAAAAUUGCAGCAGAUUCAAAAAGAGCUGCGGGAGUACGCGCAAUCUACAGCGGAAAGCUCGGUUGUUAUGGAUUUAGACGAGUUCACCGCUUCCGGCGGUGAGUCUGAACCACCACCAGAGCCAGCUCCACCGGAAAUUCCACCACGAGCACAGUCGCUUUUGAUGUCGCUGCGAAAGCAUUCAGAUUAUAAGCUCAAGUACGAGGACAAAGGCGACCAAAAGCACGAAGAGUUCAUACCAACAAAUCAGCUGCACCAACAGCAACCAUUGCAGAAGGAAUUUUUAAUUACCGAUACGCUGCGCUCUAAUGAAAACCAGUCCAGUGACUCGCAGAGCCAAGCAGGAUUGGGUCCAAUGCCGGGCGGGCAUCAACAACAGAUGGCGCAAAGUAUGUCAACAGGCAACAAUACGCUGGGUCACGGCGGCAUCGACCGGGGCGGCGGAGUGCCCGGUGGUGGCGGUGGGCCAGGCAUGAAUGGACCGGGGGGACCGCAUUGUCAGAUGAGCGGCUCACAGCCGUUGGUAAUGCCCGGGUUCCCGUUGCGUAACUCACACUCAGCGCAUACACCGCACUACUCGCCCUAUUCGCCAUCCAGGUUUCACAUAGAUAAGCGCUGCCAGCACCGAUGUUCCUGGAAAUGUUUGAGUAUCGCCUUAAUACUAGUAACAGUCGUCCUAAGCGCCAUGUUGACCUACUUCGCAGCUGUCAGUUCGAUGAAGCCCAACAUGGACUCAACAAAUUGCAUCCUAGUCCAAGAUGUAAAGUCGCAACCACACGACUUGCAUGGCAACGUGAAAUCCAGUGGAAUCAGCGCCAGUGGCGGCCAAUUGCCAACCGCCUACCCCACAGAGGAGUCAAUACAAACGAGCACAUCGGACCACAGUGGAACCAGUAGUGGCUAUGGAGGCAUGCAGAACUCGGCGCCGUCGCUGCAGCUUCAACAGCAGCAACAAUUGCUGCUGCAGCAACAGCAGCCAAAUGCCAUCAAUCAUCAACAGACAUUGGCCGGCGUCCCACAAGAUGCCACCUCCCAUCUGCAGGACCAAUCGUACACGGCACAGCAACAACAGUCCUCACAGCAUCAACAGCAGCUGUUGAAAUGGCCGCAGGUGGUGGAGUUGAAGGACUUCAAUGAAUUCUACCACGCCAACAUACCACCCUAUCAGUUCUGGAACCUCGAAUUUCGCAACAAGCACCCGGCCUUCAUACGCUUCAAUUUCACGCUGCCGUGGGGCGCCAGCUUUGCGGUCUAUUCGCGCCGCAACGUAGCACCUUCUGUUACGCAGCACGAUUUCGUCGAGUUCAUCAAGGGCGGUCGGCUGGAUAGUCACCUGCGGCACAAACGCGCCGCGCAAUGGCGGAAUGAAAGCGUUCAAGGCUUCCGUAUGCAGUUUGGACUGUGGGCCGAACGGUGUUUGUGAGUCGAGCAAAUGCCGCUGUAAUCCCGGCUGGACUGGUAAUCUCUGCGAUCAGCUGCCCUGCGACGCCAGAUGUUCGGAGCAUGGACAGUGUAAAAACGGAACCUGCGUGUGCUCGCAAGGCUGGAAUGGACGGCAUUGUACGCUGCCUGGAUGUGAGAAUGGCUGCUCGCGUCAUGGCCAAUGUACACUGGAAAAUGGCGAAUAUCGCUGCGACUGCAUUGAAGGAUGGGCCGGAUCUGAUUGCUCGAUUGCGCUGGAAAUGAACUGCAAGGACAACAUUGAUAACGACGGCGACGGAAUGACGGAUUGUUCGGACAGCGAGUGCUGCUCGCACCCCGCCUGCGCGGAGCAUAUCAUGUGCCUGUCUUCCAACGACCCUGUGGAGGUGCUGCUGCGCAAGCAGCCACCCUCCGUGACCGCAUCCUUCUAUCAGCGCGUCAAAUUUCUGAUUGAGGAGAACUCGGUGCAGUCGUACGCACACAUGGACGAAUACAGUGAAAAGUGAGUACUACCGUUCACACAUACACCCACACCCCAACACCCCACUAUGUUAGCUAGGCUCUAGUUGGACUUUUUCUCGCUUAGCUCUUAAGAACUUUGUAGACAGGAAAUGCAUUUAAAAAAAAUAUGUACUUAGUUUCAUCUACAUAAAAUUCUCUAUAAAAAAAUCAUUACCAUACGACCUAGCUCACAUUUGCACCCCAAACUCUUUAACGCGAGCAGGAGUUUAGAGUCAAUCUAAGUUUCGAACAUUAAACAUUUGCUAACAAAAAAAAAA
This is a messenger RNA of Rhagoletis pomonella (apple maggot), 5123 nucleotides long. Its product is annotated as teneurin-a-like. The record is from RefSeq and is a predicted model, not a curated record. Gene Ontology annotation, biological process: motor neuron axon guidance. NCBI's taxonomy places the organism in Eukaryota, Metazoa, Arthropoda, Insecta, Diptera, Tephritidae.